Messenger RNA from Nannochloropsis gaditana CCMP526, 1077 nucleotides. It is a transcript of the gene LIPB, whose product is annotated as lipoyl(octanoyl) transferase. The record is from RefSeq and is a predicted model, not a curated record. Gene Ontology annotation, biological process: protein lipoylation. Gene Ontology annotation, cellular component: mitochondrion. The transcript is spliced from 5 exons. Gene Ontology annotation, molecular function: lipoyl(octanoyl) transferase activity. Bases 35 to 865 code for a protein of 276 amino acids.
AACACAGUGUAGGGUAGGCGGCACCUAGCCAGCCAUGAUAGCAGGGACUUUAGUGGGGACGAUGAGAGCUGGACUGCGUCGACGCGUCGCUACCCUGAACAUCCAAGGUCUUGUUCCUUACUCCUUGGCUUGGCAACUGCAGCAGAAAUUGGUGGCACAACGCAUUGUCUGGCAGAAGGAGGAACAAUCUGGCUUUGACGCCAUGUUGGUCCUGGAGCACUCGCCUGUCUACACAUUAGGCCGCUCUGCCAAGCCCGGGGAUGUUAAAUUUCCUCUGGUGGAGGGUACUGGCCAGGGCGGGCGGGGAUUUGAGGUCUUCAAAACGGACCGAGGCGGACAAGUAACUUGGCAUGGUCCCGGCCAGAUAGUGAUCUACCCAGUGGUGGACCUGACGCACCACAAGAAGGAUUUGCGGUGGUACGUCAGGGGCCUAGAAGAGGUGGUGCUUCGGGUGCUCGCCUUACACGGGGUGGAGGGACAGCGGGACGAGAAACACACAGGCGUGUGGGUGAAAGAGCAGGGCCCGGAGGGGGAGGAGCUGACGAAGGUGGCCGCGAUCGGCGUCUCCGCGAGCCGGUGGGUGACCUGCCACGGCCUAGCCCUGAAUGUAGACCCAGACCUACGGGCUUUCGAGUCGAUUGUGCCGUGUGGCGUGAGAGACCGUAGAGUCGGGUGCCUCAAAACCCUCCUCUCACCUCAUGUCGCAGCCGAGCUAACGACAGCUCAAGUGCGCUACGAGCUCAUGGAGGCUUUUGAAGAUGUUUUCCCGAGCAUGGAACUGUGUGUCCAGGAGAAAAAGGAUCAGUUGAAGGGAACGGUGGACGAGAUGGUGCUUGAGGAUGAGGAGCGAGAGGACUAUGUGUAGCUUGGUGGAUGAACGUGGCUAAAAGGCAAUCUCCACGACAGGAAAAAAGGUUAUAUAGGAGAUUUCCUGCCUGUAGAUAUUUGUUACGGACGGAACUGAACAGAAUGUUCACCAUUGCCAAGGUCUUCUGAGGGCUUUCUUACCGGAGAAAAAGAGAGCAGGGAAAAAAAUGGUUGAAAAAGAAAGUAAUUUUCCCGACAAGACACACCAAG